UAAUUAAAAAAAAAAACAGGUGCAUGUUGGUUGUCAAUUUUUACUCUUUGUCAAAAUAAAUUAACUUAAUUAUUUUGUAUUACUCAAUUUGAUUGAAUCAAAUAUUAUUGUUAAAUUAUAAACAUUUUUAUUGGUGUAAAAAAUAAUUGGAAAUUGUAAUUAUUCUUGUUAUUAAAAUUUGGAGUAAAUCAUUUCCUUAUAAGGCAAUCCGGCUUUUGUGUGUGAUAAAAAACAACUCUCUCUCUGUGUUUAAUAAAAAAAAUAUAAAUUUAAAAUGGAAUCAUUAAUUCAGCAAAAAGUUUUGGAAGUUGCUAAUCAAGUUGAAAGACAACUUGAUGCUGAAUUGGAACAACUGGAAAAUUUAGAUGUUGAUGAUUUGGAAAGAUUAAGAGAAAAAAGACUUGAAGAAAUGAAAAAAGUCCAUCAACAAAAACAAAAUUGGAUCAGUAUUGGACAUGGUGAAUAUUCUGAAAUUCAAGAUGAAAAAGAAUUUUUCGAAAUAUCUAAAAAAUCAAAAAAUAUUGUUUGUCUUUUUUACAAAGAGGGUUCACCAAGAUCAAAAAUUGUUGACAUGCAUUUUAAUAUACUUGCUAAAAAACAUAUUGAAGCAAGAUUUGUCAAAUUAAAUGUCGAAAGAUGUCCAUUUUUAUGUGAACGUUUGAGAAUUAAAAUUAUUCCAACAAUUGCUUUGAUAUCAGACAGCAAAACCAAGGAUUACAUUGUUGGUUUUACUGAUUUGGGAAAUUGUGAUGAUUUUUCAACAGAAAUGUUAGAAUGGAGAAUUGCCCAAUCACGUGCAAUUAUUUACAAUGGUGAUUUAAUGACUCCACCAGAAAAAGGAAAGAAAAAUACAUCAAUUCUUGGACGUCCUAAAAAAUCAAAAACAAUCAGAGGUCGUGAUGAUGAUGAUUCUGAUUCUGAUUAUUAAAUAU
This is a messenger RNA of Aphidius gifuensis, 932 nucleotides long. Its product is annotated as thioredoxin domain-containing protein 9. Gene Ontology annotation, biological process: microtubule cytoskeleton organization. The transcript has 3 exons. Gene Ontology annotation, cellular component: cytoplasm. The record is from RefSeq and is a predicted model, not a curated record. Lineage: Eukaryota; Metazoa; Arthropoda; Insecta; Hymenoptera; Braconidae. The coding region runs from base 275 to 928 and encodes 217 amino acids.